This is a messenger RNA of Hyla sarda, 1269 nucleotides long. RefSeq names its product C5a anaphylatoxin chemotactic receptor 1-like. The record is from RefSeq and is a predicted model, not a curated record. The coding region runs from base 151 to 1215 and encodes 354 amino acids. Gene Ontology annotation, cellular component: plasma membrane. Gene Ontology annotation, biological process: complement receptor mediated signaling pathway; phospholipase C-activating G protein-coupled receptor signaling pathway; inflammatory response. NCBI's taxonomy places the organism in Eukaryota, Metazoa, Chordata, Amphibia, Anura, Hylidae. Gene Ontology annotation, molecular function: complement receptor activity; G protein-coupled receptor activity. The transcript has 3 exons.
CUGCUCUAAGUUUUAAAACUUUAUUGUUAAUAGUUAUGUGUGAACAGUGGCGUACAGUGCCACAUGCUGGCAGCUUGUGUAACUAGGAAGAAUUUUUGUUGUUACCUAUGAAGAGGAGGAAGAUUUGGUCGUGGCGACUUACAGGUUCUCAUGCAGACCAUGGAUUCUUUGAUGGAAACAGAGUAUGCAAAUGAUAGUUAUGACUAUGAGUAUGACAGCAACAUUACUACACCUCUUAUAAAUCAUGGGACUGGAAAAGUUUCAGUCGUUGACUGGUUUUCCAUAUUCCAGUACAGCCUUGUGGUCGUGCUUGGUAUUCCUGGGAACGGCUUGGUGGUGUGGAUCACAGCCUUCGAAAUGAAACGCACAGUGAACACCUUAUGGUUCCUGAAUCUAGCAGUGGCUGAUCUCCUGUGCUGUCUCUCCGUGCCAGUUAACAUUAUGACAUUAUUAACCCUGGGACACUGGCCACUGGGCCUCUUCGCCUGCAAGUUUAUUUCUUCCAUUCUGAUAAUCAACAUGUAUGCCAGCGUCUUCAUCCUGACUUUGAUCAGUAUAGAUCGGUGUGCCUUGGUGAUGAAACCUGUAUGGUGUCAGAACAACAGAACUCUACGAAAGGCCUAUGUAGCAUGUGUCGUAAUGUGGAUCCUGGCCGUCAUCUUGAGUAGCCCAGUCCUAAUCUUUCGAAACAUUAGGGAGCGCAAUGGAAUAGAAUACUGUGUACUUGACUAUACAUUGCUUAGACACCACAGACAGACAGUGGAGGACUUCAUUGGCCUUUGCCGUCUCCUUAUUGGGUUUGUCAUCCCAUUUCUGGUCAUCAUUGGCUGCUAUGCAAUGCUGAUACGUUGGGUGAAGUUACGAUUUACACAAAACACCAAGACGAUUAAAGUAGCCAUUGUGGUAAUCAUUGGUUUCUUUGUUUGUUGGCUUCCUUUCCAUGUGGCAGCGGUCAUCAUAGCUAUGAAUUCAUUUAGUUCUCCAUUAUAUCACCGCACAAAAGAUAAUUAUAACAUUUUCAUUGGCCUGGCAUUCAUGAACAGUUGUAUCAAUCCCAUCAUUUAUGUGCUAAUGGGUCAAGACUUUAAGAGUAAAUUUAAAAGGUCUUUCAAGGUUACUCUAAAGAAUGUCUUAGAAGAAGAUACAAAUCCCUCUUUUGACUCCAAUAGGUCAAAUCUAACAUCUGAAACAAAGAGCACAGAAACAUCUAUUUAGUAAGCGUUUCAUGGAAAGGCUACUGCAUGUGAGUUACACUGCAAGUUACACCUG